Aspergillus puulaauensis is the source of this 348-nucleotide messenger RNA. RefSeq lists its product as uncharacterized. The record is from RefSeq and is a predicted model, not a curated record. The transcript has a single exon. Lineage: Eukaryota; Fungi; Ascomycota; Eurotiomycetes; Eurotiales; Aspergillaceae. Bases 1 to 348 code for a protein of 115 amino acids.
AUGUCGGAGCUCUUGGAUAUCUUGUCCCAUAUGUCCAACUUGGAUCAAGCAGAGGGAACGAAAAGCUCGUCCCUGGCUCUCCAAUCGCUGUCAGAGGUCCCUUCGGAAACGUUUCGCCGAAAAACGGCCCCAAUGUUUAGUUCAGCGACUAGUAUGGGACUGGGACUGGGGUGGAUGGGCGGCUUCUCCUGUUGUGGAGAUGGAAAGGAAGAAGGCACUAAUCGGGGCGAGACAAAAGGGCCGAUAAGCUCGACUAGUGGGACACGUAACGAGGCGCCAGGAGGUGGUCUUCCGGAAGUCGACGAAGCCACCUGUCAGCAUAAGGUAACCAGCUCGUAUUUGGGGUAA